AUGAGUCCUGUUCUUAAAUCUGUUCCUGUUCUUGAAUCUGGUCCUGUUCUUGAAUCUGGUUCUGUUCUUGAAUCUGGUCCUGUUCUUGAAUAUGGUCCUGUUCUUGAAUCUGGUUCUGUUCAUGAAUCUGGUCCUGUUCUUGAAUCUGGUUCUGUUCUUGAAUCUGGUUCUGUUCUUGAAUCUGGUCCUGUUCUUGAAUCUGGUCCUGUUCUUGAACUAGUUUUCACUGUCCUGUUGGAAAGCAAGGAUAAGAAGAAAGUUGCCCUCCCCAAGUCCAGUAUAGUGAAAAAGACCUCAAUAGUUAACCCAACUUCGUCUAGACACUAUAAAAGUGCAAUUUCAAGCUCGGGACCAUCCUUCUCAGGCCCAGGGAGGGGAGGCGGUCAGGCCCGCCCCUCGGGUCCAAGACCCCCUUCGCCAGACCACGCCUUUUCUCGCCAAUCUGAAUUGAAAAAGUGCCACACCUUUACUUCUUCUAAACCCUCAUCAAAUUCGGAGAUCAGUAAACGUCCAAUUAGGGAACGCUUGAUACACCUGCUCGCAGUUAAACCUUAUAAGAAGCUUGAACUCCUUCCUAGAUUGCAUAAAGAUGGUAUGAAGGAAAAGGAUAAGAAAAUUUGGAUGAAUAUUCUCCGUGAGGUGUCGGAGCUGAAAAACAACUGUUUCGAGCUCAAACGUAGUGUCUGGAACGAUGUUAUGGAAGAUUGGCCGUUCUACUCCGAGGGGGAUAAAGCCGCUCUUAGACGGAGGAAACCACAGAACCUUACUCCUCCUGUCUCUGACACAGGUUCAACCUCAUCCGGUCAUUCACCGUCCUCCACCACCCCAGCCUCACCCCCACAGAUCACGAACCCGCUGAAACGCCAGAGUUACUACGACGCAAGCAACGAGAGUAAAAAGAAGCGCGUUUCUCACUUUAAGCGGACGGGACCGAUGUCUGGCUCUCCUUACGGAAUGAGCGGAUCAAGUCCUAUGAUAGGUACCGGAAUAUCACCAGGAUUAGACCAUAUAUCUCCCAAAUCCAACAUGGAUCGACUGGAUCUUCCAAACACGUUCGAGGACGAUUCUGCCCCCGACUGGGGACAGUUCCAUGACAACGACCAGUUAGUCCGCAAUAGUCCAGAGCGGAAAAGUAGUCCGGCCGUGCAGCGAAGGAGUCCGAUGGUUUCGGUUCCCGACGCCGCCGGUCAUCGGUAUAAUUCUCCUAAAUCCCAACUAGCGCGAACAAAUAGUCCUUCCACUCGAGGUCCAUGGGCGGACGCGGAGAACCUUGAUUUAUCUUCGUCCUCGGCAGAUCCUCAGCUCAAUAUUCAAUUCCAUUUUCAAAAUUCGAACAAGGAUUUUCUUACGUCCUACGGUCCCAUCACUAGUGCGGAGCAGAGAACGCAAUAUAAAAAAGAUUUUAACACCCACUACAACACUUACAUUCAGUUCCACCAGAUUCUUGAUAGAGUUAGAUCUCGCUUUACAGAGCUAGAGAACCGUCUUAAAGGAGCAGUAAAAGGAAGCCCCGAGUACUCGGGGAUUCGGAGCGCCAUAGUCAUGGAGUACGAGAAGUUCAAGACGGACGAGGAGUACCAGGCUGCAAGGAUGAACUUCCAGUACCUCCAUGAGAAGCUUGCUUGUCUCAAGAAGUUGGUCCACGAUUAUGAUACUGCCCAGCAGCGGUAACUCCAUCUCACGAGGUUACAGACCUUUCAUGAGGUCACAGACCUUUCAUGAGGUCAAAGACCUUUCAUGAGGUCACACACCUUUCAUGAGGUCACAGACCCUCGUGAGGUCAUUGACCCUCACGAGCACUGACCUCUUCUCCAAAGGGAGACUUGGAGACCUUCCAAUAUUUGGUUAGGGCUAAACCUCUUCAUCUUAGAACCGGUUUUGAGGAUCGGAGGAUAUAUUAUCAUUCUUUCCUGAACCCGUUCUUCUAGAGAUAGAAACCCAGCCCUUGCUAUCUUCCACACACAACCGUGCCUUCCGCCAAUCCUCCGAGUUGGUUGCCUCUGAUAAGCGGCGCUCAACUUUGGAACCUGCAGAUAUCUCCGCUCUUGAACAUAUCCAGGCUUAAACCAACCAGUUCUACUCGAACCCUGAGCAGCCACAUUGCAGCAUCAUAUUGGAGAAAAUGAAGAAGAAAAAAUAACUUAUAUAUCAAUGUUCCUUAAUUAUGAAGAAUGGCAUUCCGUUUGAUGUGAACCGGUAGUGAUUGAGCUAAGUGAGUGAGCCUUGUAUGCAUUUAAUUUCGUAACCAACAACAGCAAAAAUAUCUCGCCUAAACAACCGACUCAUUGACCUAAUCAGUUUAUUCCUCCCAUCCAUAUUCUGUGAAUAUGACACUAACGCGACGAAUUCUUAGUUACGGACUCUCCUGUGCCUCCCUAUGAGCGUGCCAAUUUGAAAAUUAUGUGCCUAUAAGUUCCUACUUCUAGUGAAUAGACCCGGACAGAUUUUAUAAACAGGCAUUUGAAUUAUUUUGCCAGCGUAGUUCUUUUCUAACUCCUGGACAGUGCUGUGAGGUGAAGGAAGAAAACAUUUCUUUCGCCAUUUUCCGACUUUUAACGAGCUUCCUUCUACGCGACAUGGUGUGACUAACAAAGACAUGUUGGAUCACUUGAUCCAGUCGAAACUAAUGAAAUCUAGUCGCAGGUGAACCACAGCGACAGCCUUGUCACAAACCCACGGAACUGUUCGUUGGUUCGCUUACACGUUUGAAACGGGCAUUAACCGGCCCCCCUGCAAACUUUUCAUAUUUUUGACUCAUCCCUACUCUGACAAACACGGACAUUAUUCUUCGGGCAUACCCGGAGUAGGUUCUCUGUCCUUCCAAGGCGGAGAACCCAACUCAGGUUAAUAAACCACAAAUUCAUUCAGUUUUGAUUCUAUUCAAGCUCUAGCUCACCAAACCGUCUCCCCCUCUACUCUGUAUCCUGUAUGCAAAAUGCCGCUAAGAAGAUAAAAUUAAAUCUUUUGUGAUACUGUCCCCGCUCCGCCGGGGUCAGCUGUUCCAGAGCUAACAGUCCGCUGCGGCGUAUAAUCCAUACGCCGUGGUGAAUCCAUAUCCAGGUUUAUUGAAAUUUUUUAAUUUAAACGAAUUCAGAUUGGAAUAAAAGCAGAUCUCAAGUUCUAUCCUGUUCUCCCUGAAAGCUCUGCCCUCCUCCUCCUAAAAAGCCGACUCUACCAGAGAGAGACCUUUAUAUUGUCCUACUACUACUACUAUGAGAAGCUCCUGGUAAGGAGAGCUGAAACCAUGCUGACGACCCCUCAUUCUGUUUGGCCUCGAAUAUUUGAAAAACUCUACUUUAAGCUCAUUUUAUAUAUAUUUCUGUCUCAAGAUGCAAACUAGAGCAGUUUUGUUCAAUGAAUUCUUAUUUCUUUGGUUUGAUGAGAGGUCUAUUAUGCAACAGGGAUGGGGAUUAAAUCAGAAUCAAAUAAUAAUUUAAUUUUUGUUUAAACCUUCUCCCUGUUUUAUGAGAACUUUUCUCUUCUACGCCAGAACUUCAAUAUCUGGAUAAAGAAUGGUGUUCUUCCUAGCAGAAGAAAGUUCUCAGAAAAAUUUCUCGAUGUCCCUAUGCACUUCAUCAUAGGGCAAUAUUUUUUUUAGUCUUUAUAUUUAUAUUAAAUCUGUUCCAUUCCCGCAACACUCAGCUUGCGUAGGAAAACUGUUUUAUAUGUAUCAAUUAUCAAUUUUAAGACGUGGCUCUAAGAAAAAUGAAAUUCUUAAGACCACCAAAGGUCAGAUUUAAGCGUAAUCAUGUUUAUUAUUUUUCAAUGCAUAUAAUACCGCUCUAGAUAAAAAAUAACAAAAAAAAAUUAUAAAAUGUUACAAAAAUAUUUUAUUAUAUAUUAAUGUUGCAUAACCUUGUAAAUUAACGCAGCUUGGUUGUUUGAAAAUUAAACUCAUAUUUUAUCGGCUUGUUUUAUCUGUACUUGUGCCAUUAUAUCCUUCAUAGUAUAGAUGCAUUGCAUAUAUAUAUGUUGAAAAUUAACGGAUUUUUUGUAAAAUCCAAAUGUGAUAUUUAUUAAUUGUAAACAUUCCACCCUUAACCCAAUCCACACCUCUACUGUUCCCGUCAACCCUCAUAUUGGAAUUUUUCAAAUUGAAACCACACGCUCACUCCACUCAAUCUAAACCUUUCUAAAUACAUUCUGAAUCUACUGUUGAAACCCACAAAUAUUUCUGUCACAUAUUUCAUGCAAAUCGUUUUUUUCUCCAUAAGUUAGUUUUACUCUAAAAUCUUUUUUGCUUUGAAUAAUCUCAAUUGUCUAUUGCUCAAACAUUCGUUUCCUCCUCGGAUAUACAAGGAUAUUUAUAUGUACAUGCGCUAAAAUACAUGUACAUCUAUUUAUUAUAGUAUACAUUGAUAUACUGAGUAUUGAUCUCCAGAUCAUUUUUACAUCUUGUCUUUUUUCCCUGUAUCUAGCCUAUCCCUGAGCACAAUUAAUCCAACCCUUCAAGCUAAUCCUCCUACCUGGAGCACAACUUCUCAUACAUCCUAUCCUGCGAUCAAUUCCCUUUUCUCUGGUACUAAGAUAUAGAAAAAGGAGUUUUAAAUCAAGGUUAUGCAUCAUGUGCCCGUCUUUUAAGAUGAAAUAUUAAACUAUUCGUGUUAGCUCGUCACUGCAGUUAUCAAGCAAGAUAAAAACAAAAUAAAAAAGAUAUAAGCGA
Molecule: messenger RNA, 4663 nt
Organism: Eurytemora carolleeae
Lineage: Eukaryota; Metazoa; Arthropoda; Copepoda; Calanoida; Temoridae
Gene: Su(Tpl)
Product: RNA polymerase II elongation factor ELL
Exons: 7
Coding region: 1-1671 (556 amino acids)
Biological process (GO): snRNA transcription by RNA polymerase II; positive regulation of transcription elongation by RNA polymerase II; transcription elongation by RNA polymerase II
Cellular component (GO): transcription elongation factor complex
Molecular function (GO): cis-regulatory region sequence-specific DNA binding
Source: RefSeq, a predicted model, not a curated record